ACUGAUCCUGCUUGCGCGUCUUCACUAAGAAUUUCCUUAGAACCCGCAUCGUCUGAAAGCACCGGGACCAUAACCACCACACUACAUUCUAUAUCGUACGAAAUGCCUGACAUGGUUACCCUUCCCUAUUCGUCUCCUGCAACACCCCAACAACGACAGUUCAAUCCAUAUAGCGAAAAUGGGGGGACGAUUUUGGCGAUAUCUGGUGCAGACUUCAGCGUCAUUGCAGGCGAUACGAGGCAGAGUGAAGGAUACUCAAUCCAAACGCGGUAUGCACCCAAAGUGUUCAGAUUAACAGAUAACGCUGUUUUAGCAGUCAAUGGGUUUGCUGCAGACGGAAACAUGUUCGUGAAGCAAGUCAGACAACGUUUGGAGUGGUAUCGACAUGCUCAUGCAAAGGAUAUGCCUCUGCGCGCCAUCGCACGUUUGAUUCAAACAAUGCUUUAUUCCCGCAGAUUUUUUCCGUACUAUGUGUACAACAUUUUGGGUGGAAUAGAGGAAGACGGAUCUGGAGCAGUGUACUCUUUUGAUCCCGUGGGCUCGUACGAGCGUGAAUCUUGUCGUGCGGCAGGCGCAGCCCAAUCGCUUGUUCAACCCUUCUUGGAUAACCAGAUCUACUUCAAGAAUCAAGUUCCUCAACCUGGUCACCCCCAUCCUCAGCAUCUCCCACUAACGACAGUCAUUCAACUAGUAAUUGACUCGUUCACGAGUGCAACAGAGAGACAUAUCGAGGUCGGCGAUGGCCUCGAAAUGUUUAUCGUUCUUGCAAAAGGCAGCCCACUCUAUGGUUUAGAGAAUAUCGAUGGCGUACAGGAGAUGACUGUUACAAACGAGGGAGAAAGAAUAUUUGUGGUAAGGAGGAAUUUGAAAAGGGAUUAGGCAUUUAGUGCGAUAUUACGGCGGUGGAAAACUGUCAAGAUAGGACGAGAUAAUGGGACACAUGACUAGAGAUGAGCAGGCUUUGUCAAAUAUGACAGCGAAGGCUACGCGUCGAAAAUGCAACGGAGACUUGAGACCGCAAGAUUUUUUGUUCUUGCCGCAACAUUAGUUUCUGUGAUUCGUCUGUCCUCCGACCUGCUCCUUUCUUGGUGAUGUCUUUUUUUCAUUCUUGCAAUUGUUUACACAUAGAUGAAUGUCGCAUCCUGUUGUCCACCUGUAACUUUCGCGUUGAUACAUUGGACUAGUCUUCGUAGCAUCACUGUUCAUCAGGACUUUUCUGUUCCAUUAUUCACUGCUACUCGAUUGUACUAUAUUUUCUGCUUGUAGCUACGUUGAAAGAAGAACUGUUCCAUUACUUGAAGCAAAGAGAAAUAUCAGAGUUAGUGAUCAAAAAAA
Molecule: messenger RNA, 1335 nt
Organism: Lentinula edodes (shiitake mushroom)
Lineage: Eukaryota; Fungi; Basidiomycota; Agaricomycetes; Agaricales; Omphalotaceae
Product: proteasome subunit
Exons: 6
Coding region: 103-879 (258 amino acids)
Cellular component (GO): proteasome core complex
Source: RefSeq, a predicted model, not a curated record